UGUUUUUAUCAUUUUACUCGUGGUGUUAGAGUGGGUAGCAGUGUUUUUGGAAAAUGGAGCACCCUGCAUUUGCGGACGCCGGUGCGAGUCCCGGUAUAGAAAUAUGGGGAAUAGAGGCGUUCGAGCCCGUCGCUGUGGAUACCAAAAUGUACGGAAAAUUCUUUAAUGGAGACUCAUACAUCAUCUUAAAGACCACAGGCACGGGAAACUCCACUUUAACCUACGACGCUCACUUCUGGCUGGGCAGUAAGACGACUCAAGACAAGAAGGGGGCUGCUGCUAUCCUCACAGUCACUCUUGAUGACAUGCUGAGUGGAAGAGCGGUCCACCACAGGGAGAUCCAGGGUCACGAGUCUAGCCAGUUCCUGGGGUACUUCCAGCCAGCCAUCAGAUACCUGGAGGGCGGCAGCGAGUCAGGCUUCAACCAGGUGGAGAUCAACGCGGGAGCUGAGAAGCGGCUCCUCAAGCUGUCUGGCUGUGAGAACAUGAGGAUUGAGGAGGUCCCAGCGGAAGACACCUCGUUGACCAAGAACCACUGCUUCAUCUUAGAGAACGAGCACGACAUCUUCGUGCUGAUGCCUGAAGGAGCGAAGGCCACUCAGAGACGAAAGAUCAUCAGCGUCGCCAACAACUUGAGGGACGAGUACCAUAAUGGACGGGCUACUAUUGAAAUCAUAGACGAGUUUUCAUCUGAUGAGGAUUGGGACCUAUUCUUCGAGUCCCUCGGAUCCGGCUCCAGGGACUCUAUGUCUGAUGACGACACUUCUCUGACCUACACCAGGGAAGACAUAUCGGCAGUGUUCCUGUACAGAGUGCUGUUUGGAGACGAGCUCGACCUGAUCUCGUUGAGCAAGCCCUACCAGCAGAGCCAGCUGUCUUCUUCAGAAGUGUAUAUCCUGGACACUCCUUGCUCGGGAGUGUACGUGUGGCUCGGCAACGAUGUGGAGGCGGAAACGAAGAAGAACUACAACGACAUCGUGCAGAAGUACUUCGGAAUGAAGGACUAUCCUGACUGGGUACACGUGACCAGAGUAGCAGAAGGCAUGGAGGUGUCGAAUUUCAAGCAAUACUUCCACAACUGGGACAGCGUAGGCGACGGUGCUAACAGCAGGCUCUCGGAAACUGAUUUCGCAGUCUACUCAGCGGAUGCCGACGAGUCAGCGGCUGCCGCCAAGCGCAUUGGCAAGAGCGCUGCCGUGCGAGGAUACAUGCCUGACCAUGGAGAAGGAAGCUUCACUGUCACCAGAAUCGUAGACGGUGAGAAGGAAGACUUGACGGAGGAGUUCCAGUCCGGCGUGUCUAAGCUGUACCAGACCGAGACGUACGUGUUCAAGUACCAGUAUGCCGAUGAGGGCGGUGACGACGCUUUUGUACUGUACUGGUGGAUUGGAUCCCAAGCCAGCGCAGACGACAAGGCAGCUGCCAAAGAACUGGUAUCAGAACUAGAGGCAGAGAUCGAAGGCAAUGUGGAUGUCGUGAAGAUCCCUCAGGGCAAGGAGACGAAGCACUUCCUCAAUAUAUUCAAAGGUGCUCUGAUGAUUCUGUUCGGAGGAAAGGAGACAGAAUACAAACCAGUGAACUCCAAUAACUCGUACGAUGACGACAACAUUCGUCUAUUCAGGGUCGAGGGUACAGAGCCAGGAGUGGACAUGCGUGCUGUCCAGGUGGCCGAGAAGGCAGACGUCUUGGAGGACGAUGACGUGUUCGUUCUGGAGACCUUGGAGAAAGUCUUCGUGUGGAGCGGAAAGGAAUCAAACUCGGAGGAGCACGAGGCGGCCACGGAGUUCCUCUCGAAGGCUGUCAAGGAGAAGGAGGUGGUCGCAGUGGAACAGGGAGACGAGCCCGACGAGUUCUGGGAAGCUUUGGGAGGUGCCCCAGAGGAAACCAGGUCCGGCUGGAAGCAGGUCAUCAGCCGGCGCGUCACCACACCUGUCACGUUGACAGCUGUCACUGUAUCCAUAACAGGGAAGGUCCAGUUCGAGGAGUUGCCACCGGACUUCACUCAGCAGGACUUGUCGGACGACGGAGUGUACAUCCUGGACGCUGGCGAGGAGCUGUACUUCUGGCAGGGCAAGAACACGCCAGAACGAGUCAAGGCCGCGAGGGAAAACAUCAUCAAGGAGUACAUAGAGGAUGACGGGCUGGACCGCACCGUGGACUCGGCUAUAUCGGUCGUGGUGAAACAAGGGAAGGAGCCUACGGUGUUCAAGAAACUCUUCCCAGAGUGGGACGCAGACAUGUGGGAUAAUCAAACAUCUUAUGAUGACAUGAAGAACGAAAUUAAAGCAGCUAAUUCAAAAUAAACCAACUUACUCUAGAAAGAAAGAAAUAUUUAUUUACAAGUUUUAUUUACUUUUACACAAUAUUUU
Ostrinia furnacalis (Asian corn borer) is the source of this 2369-nucleotide messenger RNA. RefSeq names its product gelsolin. Gene Ontology annotation, cellular component: cytoplasm; actin cytoskeleton. The record is from RefSeq and is a predicted model, not a curated record. Gene Ontology annotation, molecular function: phosphatidylinositol-4,5-bisphosphate binding; actin filament binding. Lineage: Eukaryota; Metazoa; Arthropoda; Insecta; Lepidoptera; Crambidae. The transcript has 19 exons. The coding region runs from base 54 to 2303 and encodes 749 amino acids. Gene Ontology annotation, biological process: actin polymerization or depolymerization; actin filament severing; barbed-end actin filament capping.